AUGCAAAGGUGGCUCCUCAAAAGGAAAGCUGGCGACCCUCCCGGAGAUUCGAUGCCAACGUCGAAGAGAGCAGCAAAAAUACGGAGAUAUAAACCGACUUAUCUCUCUUUCGGAUUCACGCGCGAUAGAGACGAAUCCGAGCCUCGGCCUCUGUGCGUGGUGUGCAACGAACGCCUGGGCAACGGAAGCAUGCGUCCAAAUAUGUUGCUCCGGCACCUCCGGGGUCGACAUCCCGACCUCACGGAAAAACCGCUGGAAUUCUUUGAACGAAAACUGAAGGAGAUGACGACUGCCCAGACGAAAUUGACGAAGUUCACGGAACUAAGCGAGAAGGUGAUGCUCGCUUCGUAUCAAAUCAGUUGGAGAAUCGCGAAGACAGGCAUGGCGCAUACAGCAGGUGAAAACCUCGUUCUACCCGCUAUCAAAGACGCGGUUUCCAUUGUGCUCAACGAGAAAUAUGUGAAAGAGAUUGAGUCGAUACCGCUCUCGAACGACACGGUGGCGCGGCGGAUCAACCAAAUGGCGGAGUGGAUCGAGAAUGUGGUCAUACAGAGAGUACAGCGUGUUAAGUAA
Molecule: messenger RNA, 573 nt
Organism: Galendromus occidentalis (western predatory mite)
Lineage: Eukaryota; Metazoa; Arthropoda; Arachnida; Mesostigmata; Phytoseiidae
Product: protein FAM200B-like
Exons: 1
Coding region: 1-573 (190 amino acids)
Source: RefSeq, a predicted model, not a curated record